UAAAAAAAUCAAACAACCUUUUUUAUGUCUAAUUAAACACGCCUAUAUAUAUAUAUAUUUGGGGUAAAAUAUUGCGUAGACGAAAGAAAAUAUUUUUAUCUUAUAUUUUUAUUUGAAGAAUUCAUGUUGAUUUUGCUGUCUGAGUUCAGUCGCAUUAUGUUCUCCGCAAUGUGCGUCGUUCGCGGCAAUGCUGGCAUGCGCACUUUGAUGCGACACACCGUCUUUGUCGCACUCUCGGUGUAAGUCUCGUAUAACAUUACCGACGUAGUCGAAGCCUGUGCAGUUGAAGGUGCACGCGCUCCAUACUGCAUAGUGCAAAAAACGGCGGCCGUGUUUAUCACACUUGUACUUAUAGCCACAGCCGCGCAGGUAUUGCGAAAAACUGCACUUGUCUUCCGUCUGCGCCGGCAAUACAGGCGUUUGAGAGAGACAGAGAGGGGAUGAGAGAGAAAGAAGCGGACCAUGAAAGAACUACUAGCAGCCCCUAUUCCUUAUAAUAUAGGACAGAAGUUAUGACAUAUAUCCAAAAGCUUUGUACAUAUGCUGCUGGACGCUGAGCUAUAGGGAAAGAGUAGUUAUAGAGUAGUUAUAAUAGGGGUAUACGGCCUAUACCUAUGCGCAGCUGUUUGCGACUUGCGUCGUGCGCGCUUCUUGCUGCUACCUAUAGGUGUGUGUGUGUAUAUAUAUAUUUAUAUAUAUACUCUCUACUGCUCCGUAGGUCAAAAUGGCGCGCGGAACCAGCAUCAGUCUCAGCAGCAGCAGCAGCAGCAGCAACAACAACAACAACAAAAACAGUAUUAGCUAUAGCAGCGGCAGCCGUCGCAGCUUCUGUGUUCCGCGAUUUAAGGUUAUAUUCGUCAUGAGUGUUGAUCGCGGAUUGCAGAGUGCUGCAGGAGACUAGCUAUAAGCUCGCAAUCGUAUAUCGUACUUGGCGCACAGAGUGUCCAAAGAUUUACCAAGAUUAUCCAUACCGCCAAGUUGUUUGAAAAAAGUGCGGUUUUCUCAGCUACAACUGCCGCGAGUGCACCGCGGUACAGUAAUUCUGUUGUUGCGCGCUGCACGUGUCAGAUGUUCAGCUGAGAACGACGGAAUGCCCGCAGGCGGUAACAGUCGCUUCCGCGGUUACCCAGCGCGGAUGUCCGAGCGUCAACAACUCGCACUUCUCCUGCAAAUGACUUCUCACCCUCAGCAGGAGAUGACAUCAGCUGAUGAAGGAAAGAGCAACGAGAACAAUCGUUUUCGAGCUUCAUCCGGUGCCGCUGUAAGUAGUAGAUCUGAGAGCAAUAUUCCUUUGAGCAACGCUAGAUCGUCGCCGUCGCAGCAGCAAAAGCUCUCUAAAAGCCGUUGGUCAAACAAAAAUACUGAUCUACUCAAUGCGAAUGACUACAUCAGUAAUUCAAAGGAGCAGAGCGAUUUUGCUAGAUCUAGUUCUUCACCGACUCCGGAAGAGGAGGUGCAUCGUCAGCAGGUGAAGACGGCCAGCGGAGCAGAGAGCCCGACAGCCGCAGGCUCGCCCGCAGAGUGCGCUGCCACCGUAAUUUCGCUCCAGCUGCAACAGCAGCAGCAGGAUCAAGACAACGUCUCCAGCAGCCGCUCGUCUGCAUCGUCGACAUCGUCGCUGCGUCAGCGUCAAUUGUCGUCAGUGCAAGAGCAAAAAGACGAAAUAUUCGGAGCUUCCUAUGAGAUGCGCAGAACUCCGCCGCAAAACAAAGUAGUGGUGGACAGACAAGCCACGGGUGGAGGUAGUAGUAGCAGUACACAUCAGCAGCAGCAGCAGCAGCAGCAACAACAAACUGUGGCAAACAGUGGCAGUAUUAAUACUGCUGCUGGGACUAUCAGUGCAAACACUAGUAACAACAAUAGUGGUAGCAGCAACUCGCCUCGCGUGACGCUCAGGCUAAAUCAAGUACGUGCCGCGAGGGAUGAUAAGAAAGGAGGAGUAGGAGCUGUGUUGGGUUCAAGGGCUGUAUCUCCAACAACGACAGGGGCUAACGCACCAACCUCCUCUUCGUCGCGGCAGUCGUCUGCUGGAUCAUCAGCUGUUGUAUCAAUGAUGAGUACGAAUCAAAUGGAAGCAUCGUCGACGUCGGCAUUAAAAUCGUCAAGUAUAACCUCGACCUCUAGUACGACGACCAGUGGUGCGAUUUGUACCAGUAUAAGUGCAGGAUCCGUUGGCAGCAGCAGUCAGCAAGCAAGUACCAAUAAUAACGUUAAUUCGUCAUCCUCCUCGUCGUCGUCGGCCGACAGCGGAGACGUUUACGAGUUUAAAAGUUCGAAAGAAGCAACUCCCGUCAGAGGAUCAAGCUCUUCACCCAAUCCCAACCCUGCUGCUGAUGGAAAGGAAUCCAAGGACGUUAACAUGUCCUCUUUGUCUCUCACAGCUUGCUCUGCAGGCUCUAAUAAUGCGCAAAGUCAAAAUAUCAGUGCUAGUGUCCAGGCUGCUAAUGGGGCUAUGUGCUGCUCAAUAGGUUCUACUACUACUACAAGCCCCUCGACAGUUCUUCCUCCUUUGAGUGCAACCGCUGGAAACGCUCCUGGCUCUUUGUCUAACUCAUCGUCGUCUGGUACUGCUGCUGGUACUCUUUUAGAAUCGCCAUCUGCCUCUGUGGGAGUAGUGGCGCCAACAGCAGCCAUGAAUGAUGAGCCGAUGCUGGUCAAGUCACCAGCUUCAGCAGUUUCAGCUACUAGUUCUUCUACAUCGACAAAGCGUGCCUUUGAGAGUGAGUCCACUGGUGGUGGUGGUCAAGGAGGAGACGAUCAGGAAGAAGAAGUGCGAAAGCGUAAAAAAAAAGACAAUUCUGAACAGUUGAGCAGUAAUAAAGAGUCGACGUCAGUCGGCGGGUGUAGUGCUGCUGCGACAAAGGCUGGCAGCAGACAAACUGCUGGUAGGAACAAUCCUGGAUCAACUAAUGAUAAAUGUGCGAAGUCUGCAGCAGCAGCAGCAGCAGCAGGAAAGCAGCAGCAGGUUGCUGGAGCAAAUGCUGAACGUAAGAGUCCGAGUGGUUCGGUCAGUGCUAAUAGUCCAAAGCCUUCAGCGGUGACGGCGGCCGCCGAUUCGGAUGGCGAAGACGAGCGCUCAAAAAAUAUGGAUUGCAGCAAUUCUGCAGCGCCAAAAGUACCACCUCUAAAGAUAGUCAUUCCACAAAGUGCAACUUUAGAGCAUCAGGAACAUCAUCAUCAGGGUAGCAAUAGAAAUGGUAAAAACACGUUGAAUCGCGGCCAUCAUCAGCUGCCUUACGUCGUGGCAAGUUCAAACAACAGCAAUGAUUCCAUGGAUAAAGAUCAAAGCAUGUCUGCUGCAGUGAUUUCUAGUCCACUAGAUAAUAGCGGCGGCGGCGGCGGCGGCGGCGCAAUCCCGUCAAAAAGUGAUGAAAAGAAAGACUUUAGUGGUGUUUUGGAUACCGCCGCCGAGUCGUCACGAUCAACAGCAGCAGCGGCACAUCAUCAACGUGUUCUUAGAAGUUCACAUCGGGGUAAUGGUGGUGGUAGUGGUGGAGGUGGUAACGGUGGUACAAAUAGUACUAGUAAUAAUGGAAGUUGUUCGAAUUCUUCGCCGUUGCCGACUAAUGCAGACCGUUCAAAUAAUGCGUCACCGCAGCAGCAGCAGCAGAGCAGACAUCAUUCGCCAACGCCAGAAUCAGGCGGUGUUUCAUUGGUAGCUGACUCUGGCAAAUCUGCAUUAACAGAUUCAACAAUUCAAAAUAGUCCCCCAGUCAAACAAUCAUCAUCGCUAUCAUCAACGACUUCAUCGUCAGCAUCAGCAUCGAGUCGAGAAAACUCGACGACGACGGAAAAGAGUGACAAGACUGCAGCAGUACAGGACGUAAAGAAAGAAGAAAGUUUGGAAACUAGCACAAAAAAAGAGAGUGGCAGUGAAAUAUCAAACAGCUCGACGCAAAACACUCCUGUCGUCGAACUGCAUCCUAGAAAAAGAAAAAUAAAGUCGAGCAAAGAAUCGCAGCAAGCAGCAGCGGCUGCUGCUGCUGCUGCCGCCGCCGCCGCCGCAGCAGCAGCAGCAACUUCAUCUGCAAACGAGACUAGCGAAACUAGUGGAACAUGCAGCAGUGCAGGAGGACAGGAAAUUCAUCCGCAUGAUCAGCCAAUCACUAAUUGCUAUCAAUUAUUCUUAAACAUACGAAAACAGAUCGAGCGAAGGAGAAAAGGCCUAUUUCCAGUUCAACCUAAACCUCCACAAGGAUUCAAGGAUUACUUGAUGAAUCGAUGCACUUAUGUGCUGGCUGGCAAUGCCAAUAAAGAACCAAAUAUCAAUCCACCAGUAAAUUUAUCGUCGGCGGCGAUGAAAGAACUUUACGUUGAACAAGAAAAAGAACGCUAUAGAUUAAGAAUGCAGCAUGUCGUGGAGAAGGAAAAACUAGUCUUGUCAGUGGAACAGGAAAUUCUUAGGGUUCAUGGCAGAGCAGCUAGAGCUCUUGCCAAUCAGUCACUUCCUUUUUCUGUUUGUACAAUUCUUAAAGAUGAAGAGGUUUAUAAUGUCAUUACACCAGAGCAGGAGGAAAAAGAUAGAAAUGCAAGAAGUAGAUAUAACGGAAGGUUAUUUCUAAGCUGGCUUCAAGACGUUGAUGACAAAUGGGAGAAAAUUAAGGAAGCAAUGUUGCUGAGACACCACAACGAAGCGGAAUCUUUACAUGCUGUUCAACGCAUGGACUGGGAAUGGAAAUUAAAGGAAGUUGGACUCUGUGAAUUUAAAGCUACCCCUCAAAUAGAAGAUGUUCAUGUGCCAAUGGUACAUGUCUCAGAUGACUUUGAUCUUUUGCCAGCUUAAAUCUGUGAUUAUCCGUAACAGCAGCAGAAGAGAAACAUAAUGUAAAUAUUUUGUAAUCAUAAAAGCAGAAGCUUAUUAUAUAUAUAUAUAUAUAUAUAUAUAUAUAUAUAAAUAAAACAGCAGGUGAAUGUACAGUAAAAUGUAAUAAAGCGACUACGAGAGAAGUAGGUACAUUUUUCGUUUAA
Nasonia vitripennis (jewel wasp) is the source of this 4968-nucleotide messenger RNA. Its product is annotated as serine-rich adhesin for platelets. The transcript has 9 exons. Gene Ontology annotation, cellular component: nucleoplasm. NCBI's taxonomy places the organism in Eukaryota, Metazoa, Arthropoda, Insecta, Hymenoptera, Pteromalidae. Bases 1091 to 4783 code for a protein of 1230 amino acids. The record is from RefSeq and is a predicted model, not a curated record.